AUGGACCUGGAGCAAAGUUUUACUGCCUUGCUGUCAAAAAGUGAACAACUGGAGCAGGAAAAUGAGCUGUUGAAGUUGAUGCUGAGUGUAGUGAAGGAAAACAGAGACCUGCAACACAACCACAGCGAGAGUCAAUUUUCGCGAGUUUCAAAAUACGCCAAACAUAUACAAGCGACCAUAUACGAGCGAGUUCUUCGCGUUUGGUGUGAACGCACAGUAUCCACACCCUCAGGAAGACAUCCAUCCAGUCUGUGGCAAAACACCAUCAACGAGAGACAAUUCAGACAAGAUUUGCAACAAACCAGAGUCAAACAUGAACAGCGGACCUCAUCGCUUGUUGACUUAAAGUCUUUCAUCCAAAACUCGGUGCACACAGACACAAGUGAAGAAGCAGAGUUUCAAAGCUCCCGGGCCGAUUUUCCAUGUAAGGUCAAAGGUCCAGAGAGGCUGCUGGGAGAGAUUGCCUACCAACUGGAUAGGAGGAUUUUAUCUCAUAUCUUCCAGGGCCAGAAGAGGCUUUAUGGCUUCACACUGCUGAAUAUCCCCCAUAAAAUAAUAGAGGUCAGCAGCCACCCGCUGACAGGGAAGGUAGACGACGGCUAUCGGCUUCAUCUCACUCAGAGGUAUGCCGACCUCAUGGAGAGGCUGAACCAGCUCGGCUACAAACCGACACUUCACCCUCCUUUCACUGAAUUUAUUGUCAACACUUAUGGGAUCCUGAAGGAGAGGCCUUGUGAAAACAGUCCCCAGGCAACUGAAUACAACAAUCCAGACUUUCUGAGGAAUUUUAUCGUGACCACUGCACCAAGAAAACUUCAGAGGGACCUUCUGCUGGUGCUCACCUGCCUCUGCAACAUGGCCGAGCAGCACAGGAAGCCUCUUCUGAUGUGGUAGAUGUGAAGUCAUCUAAAGACCACCAAGGCUUACAUUGCCCUUAAACUGGAGAUAACCACUGAUAAAUUAAAUGGCAUGAUAAAAACUGUGUGGCUAUGAAUUUUAUUGGUGGAUGGUAA
Messenger RNA from Plectropomus leopardus (leopard coralgrouper), 1013 nucleotides. The record is from RefSeq and is a predicted model, not a curated record. Lineage: Eukaryota; Metazoa; Chordata; Actinopteri; Perciformes; Serranidae.